AUGUGGUCAAAUUUGUCUCAUGAAAUGACUGCAGAGUUUCGUGGUCUUUGUGAGGAGGAUACUUAUUUGCAGCAAGAACCGGAAAAACAUGACUUGAGGAACAAAGUGAAGUUGGAAGGGGAGCUAUGGGAUGAUCUUGUCUCUACUUCAAGUCCAAAUUCUCAUUUGGUUUCAAAGGCCACUCGCUUGUGGGAGUCUAUAUCAUCACGCAAAAGUCAGCAUGAAGUUCUUGUUUCAGGACCUAUUGAGGAUUUGAUAGCCCAUCGGGAGCAUAGGUACCGCAUCUCUGGAUCAUCUUUGCUUGCAGUUAUGGAUCAGAGUUCUCAAGUUCCUUGCUCAGAUGUCUUAUCUGUUCAGUCUGAGGGUUUGAGUAACAAAGAACAGAAUGAUGAAUGUAACACACAGGUCAACGAAGAGACAUUUUCUCGGGUGGAUGAUAGAAAUGGAAGAGUCCACCAGACUGUUGAUGUAGCAGAAAUUAUCAGACGUUGGACGCAUGCAUUACAACGCAUUCAUAAACAGUCACUUCAGCUGGCAAAGGCUAAUGAUGCAGAGGGUCCUGAUAUUUUACGAAGUACACAAGAUGGUGUCACAAUUAGCCACGCUGAGUCAUUGGCUACAACUCUUGCUGAGCAUCGACAACACCUGGCUAGCUUUCAGGUUUUUAAUCUAGUUAAUCAUUACGCUGAUGGUCCUAGAAACAUACUAGUGCAAUGUCAAUUAGAUUUUUGGAAUCUUCAAGAACCUUAG
Molecule: messenger RNA, 750 nt
Organism: Hibiscus syriacus
Lineage: Eukaryota; Viridiplantae; Streptophyta; Magnoliopsida; Malvales; Malvaceae
Product: AUGMIN subunit 6-like
Exons: 6
Coding region: 1-750 (249 amino acids)
Biological process (GO): spindle assembly
Cellular component (GO): HAUS complex; mitotic spindle microtubule
Molecular function (GO): microtubule binding
Source: RefSeq, a predicted model, not a curated record